CAAAAGCGCAACGUCUACUGUAAAGUGGUUCCUGUUUGAGGUUACUGAGUAUUCGAAGACGGGGACUUGAACGAAAAUAAAAGGAUGAUUCAUAGGCAUUGGUACAAAAGCCUCGAAAGAUCUAAUCGUGGCUUCAGGUAGAAAUGUAUUGGAAAGAUUAACGGGGAAGGUAUCGACGAAGUCGUGAGCCAUGGCUAAUCCAGGUAAGUAGAAAUAGUCCCGUGAUGGCGCAAUGUGUUUUGCUUGUUAACGUGUUUAGCUGUUAAACUUAGGAACAUUUAGUGAGGUAAUCUAGAUUCAAGGUACGCUUCGUUUCAUGCAGGAUAAGCCCAGUCGUCUAAAACAAUAUUUAACGAUUCAAAAUUCCGAACGCCUAUUUCAAGUAGAGAUAAAUUUAAUGAAAAAUACGUUUAGGUAAAAAGGCUAAGGAGUAACUACAUUUUUAUAUGGGUUUUAUGAUUGUAAACUGUUACUGAUCGCUGUGAUGAGUCGUGAGUUUAUGUCUAUGAUGUGGAUACUCUUUGGACAGCUCUUUAACCGACCGCAUGUGUUUCCCUGAUCUAACACAUACAAAAAUAAACCGACAUUGGCGUCCUUUGUAAAUGUAAACGUAUACUCGUCCUAGAACUUCUACGAGUAUCUUUUAUCCGCGUGACGAAUUAUGCAUUGUCUCUACGUCAUGACUUCGUCUGGAGUUCGUAUCUGUGGAACAGGGCAAAAGAAAAACAAUUAAGCUUCUGAGCUUACUUUGUUUUCGCUUGCAAAGGAAAAACGCUCUAGUGUAUAGCUGUGAAGUGGAGGCAAAUACUGAAACCACUUCUAUUUUAUGGUGAAAAAUCUAUUUACACUGAACCAAGUAAGUAUCUUCAGUUUUACAUAAAUCAAUUCACUUCAACGCUCGGUGGGCAGGGAGAAAGGAAGAAAUUGUCGUCGAUGAUAAGAAAGCUUUUAGCUAAGGGAACGUCUGUAUGCCUGUUCCUUAAGUAACUGUAUCAUAAAAAAAAAACAUAUACUCAAGUGCAUUCAUCUAAAAAACCGGGUGGUAAAACUUAGGAAAAACUUAAAUAUAGGGCCAUUUUAUGCCUAACGCCUAACCGCAUGUUUAAUUCAAUGAGUUAACUUUCUCUAACGAUUGGUUGUCUAAAAGGUUCUUAUGGAUGUUUCAAACAUCAUUAUUUAUACCGGUGUCUAUUCUCAGCCUAGUUAGGUGACUUCUCAUAAAAGGAACACCAUUCCUUAAUAAUUGAGCGCUUUUCUAUAUUUAUUCGCGCUACUUUUUCUUUACUAGUCUCGUACUACUAGUCGCGAGUUCAAUGGUAUUCGAAACAACUUAAUGGUACUAAUGAAAGCAUGAUAUUCUUCAUAGAAAAUAUAUACAAAAAAAACUAUCUCUUCAAAGCCCUAUGAGUUCAUUAGUGGUUCCAAAGCUUUGUAGUAUUAAUGGCAAUGUACAUUUAUGUUAAUAGUUUUAUUCGGGUACUAAUAUAAAUGUGUAUCUCUAUUUGAUCAUUUAAAAGGAAAAGUAAGCUCUUCGUACGAUUCGUUCAUUACGGCAUUAUACGACUCCCAAAGGGUGCCAUCAUCACAAUUGCAUAUCCCGAAUUUCUUACGUCGAGGAUAAACAAUAGGUGAUCCUAAUGACGAUGGUGCUUAACAAAACAAUGUGAUAUUCGAAAGCGACCUCAUGGCGUGGGGGUCGCUAAUUUACUUGCCCAUGGUCUUAAAACAACGUAUCAAUCACUAAAUACAACUCGCACUGCUUUUGAACACUUAGUGCUGUGAAUAGAACAUUGAAACAGACGCCGAAUCCUGUUUGUUUUUCUGGCAGUUUUAAUUUCUCACAGAUAAUCGCUAACCCAUUCUCUACCCAGCUUCCACGUUCGAGUCGAACUGCUCUUCCCCGAAAAAGCCGAUUUCUUAUUUUAUCAAAAGGCGUAUCUAGAACUAACGAGCCAGGUAACUCCUUCGCGUAACAAGCGAAAUGUCACCGAAGGUAAGAAGGCGUAAGCGCGGCCGUACAGCACAAGAUGAACAUAAAGAAAUGGACUGUGAGCCAGGUACAUCGGCCUCGGCGGUCAUCUGCAAUCCCUCUACAUCAUCUGCCCCCCAUAUUCAUGUAGCAUCCAUCAAUGCAUGCAAACCACCAACACCCACCGCAGCCUCUGAAAGGCCAUUGAAUUAUAUUCCACCAGCCACAUUUAUUGAGGAAAAAAUAGCAAACAUUCAGAUGCCUGAAGAGGUGCAGGUAUGGCUCAAGGCGACAGCAAUCAAACGAAGACAAACCGAUUGCGAAGAUUUGUAUGAAGAGAAAAGAAGGGGCGAAGAGGUUGAAGAUAAACCGUUCAGUGCUACUGAAGGCAAUGAUAUGGAGAAGGAACAAAACCAGGAAAAACAGCGGCUUUUGCAAUGUAAACAGUGCUGGAAAUGGUUCAAUACAAAAAUAGAAUUAAUUUGGCAUCAAAAUACUCAUGAGAUCUUGCCACGCAUCUUUCCAAAAUGCUCGAUAUGUCGAGCUGAAUUUCGUAGCAUGAAGGACUUUGUCGAGCACGUAAAUAGGCGAAAACAAGAAAAAGAAUGCGCGAUGUACCGAUGUUUCCCUUGCCAAAAGAUGUACACCCGUACUCAGAAGAUAAAGCAUCAAAUGGUAACCUAUGGUAUGAGUGCGAGGGAAAAAGGAAAAUACGUAAGCUGUCAUGAAUGUAAGGAUACAUAGAAAGCAGCUAAUGGGUAACAGGCCGAAAAGAAAAACGUCAGUCACGAAAGGCUAGGCAUCGAGAGUGAGAUCGUAUAUUGAUACAGAAAAACAUUGGCCAAUAGUGCACCGGUGCCAAGUAGCCGUGUACGUAAACCAAGGCAGGAAACAUUUGCCAGUUGGGAUUAUUUAUGGACAGCGAUUUAUGCUUGUUUCGAGAAAAACCGUUCACGAGUAGUUAUAUUAUUGUAAUGCUGCACGAUCGUAUUUAGAGCAACGCCUGUGAGCGAAGAUCGAUGCGAAAAUUUUUUACUAAAUAAUAUAAUUACGCGCCGUAAGCGCAAUUCCAAGUAUUAAUCUUCUUCUUCUUCUUUUUUUUCACAUGCACUGAUAUACUCAACUGCACAAAUGUUGCUUACAAUCAUAAGAAAACAUAUAUAUAUAUAUACAUGAAUAAUUUGUAGAAUUUUCUUCUAAUUACAAUUCUAUUCUACGAAAGUACUGUAUCCGAUUUUUGAAAUAUAAAUUACUUCUAGUCGAAGUUACGAAUCGCUCCUUAGCGUACGUGUAUUUUUAAACAUUUAACAAUGUCUACUUAGUGUUGCUUUAAUUACGGCGGUACAAUGUUAUUUGGCGUUAGUUUGUUUGAUGAUGCAUCAGAUGCUUCAUUUUACACGAAGUACAAGCAUCAGCUUUCUAAAAUACCGAACGGAAUACAAUGCUUUUCCGAGUGAAUUGGUACGCAGAAGAAUCCUAAAUGUUGCGUUAGGUGACUUAUCUACAGUUCAAUUGAAGUAUGGCAUGUAAGAUCGAUAGUAGAUUUCGUCAAAGCAAAUAAUCCAGUUAAGGUUGCUUGAACAAAUCUGGCAAUAUAAGGCAAAGCAUGCGAUUCAGUACCCCCUCUAAAGCACAUACUGGCAUAAAUAUGCAUGUUAAGCAAAGGCACUUCUAUAUAUGAGAUUUGAAUUUGACCGCCAGCUGAAUCAAAAUCGAUGUUCAAUCAUCGGCCCAUAGAUUCCGACCUGCCCUUUUGACCAGCUCUCCAAUUUCGGCUCUAUUUUUCUCGUAGAUUAUUGUAUUAUGUAUUCAUUUUGAUUAAUGAGAUGGAUUGAUUUUUAUUUCGCCAGCCGCUGUGGCUUUCCCCAUUAACUCAGCCGGCUCCACCGCUACUAAUUAUAACUAUACAUGAGGAAAUAUUUUGUUUUCACCCGCAUCUAGUUCGAUAGCUACCAAACGCGUCCUCUACAAUUAUAACCUUUCAUUUUUUAAGGCUCCCUUCACAGAUAAACCCUUUUGGGACCAUUCGUAAAUGGUAUUUAAUCAGCAUUUGCUUAGUCUACUCCUUGAAACCGAAACGUCUUUAGCAAUAGCGUGGUUGCCGAGCCACGUUCAAUAGACGUCUGCACCAUGCUACGUUUACCAUUCGCUCUGAUGCUUUCUUCCUUUUCGCUGUCCACUGACACAGGCAAGCAAAAGGGAGGGCAGAAAACCAUUCCGGAUAAAGUUACCAUUCUUUCCUAUGACUUGGAAUUAAACAACGACCAAACGUUCCGCUCUGUUCAAGCUGGUACUGAAAGGCAUUACCGGCAACGGCUAGCAAAAAACAUAAUGAUGGAGCAGCGGCAAGGGCCAAACGGUUCCAUCUGACGGAACGCUAUUGCCGGCCCCUCCAGUCCUGCUCUACACGCUCUACGUUUUGGUAGAUGAGCGACUGUGUUUCCAUGUGUCGGGCGGAGGGUAGAUGUAUGCAUCGGCAAGUGGUGCUCAUGUAGUCACGGUUAAAAGCUGAGCUAUGAAUUAAAUAAUUCGUGAGACCAACGUUUUGGGCAAACUACGAAUUGACAUUUCUGAACAGUGGAGGAUGCCUGGUUCACCAGUGAGUAAAACAGUGACUGCUGCAAUAGCGAAUGACAAUAUUGACUGAUGGACGGACGGACGGACGGACGGACGGACAAAUAAACAAACAAGCAGACGGAAAGCUUUCUCGCGGGACGAUCCAGUCAGCGUUCGGGCGAAGCAGUCGGACGCGCAACUGCGGAGCAGGUAAACGGGUGUUGCGUAUGCAAUGUUGUCGUUUACUUGUGGAAAGCGAACGGAUUGUUUAUGGCUUAUCGUCAUGUGUCGGUAGUUUGGUGCUUAAUAUUCAUAGGUUUCCUGUAUCGCUGGUAUUUCGUCAGCGAACCGUUUGCUUUGGAGCCAUAGCUUACCGUAAUUCCAUUUAGCAUGUGUUCAUGUAAAAUUUAGCUAGUCGAGUUCGUCUUGUGGUCAUCGCUUUUUGCCUCUUGCUGCUGUUGGCCGUGAGAUACUGAGACACAAACAAAAUCCGCUGCUGUGACAAGCCUACCGUACUACCCUGAAAAAACCUCAGCAUUAGAGAACAUCCAUUGUUUACAAUUUGUCGAAAGAAGAACUGAAGAUCGACAUAAAAAAAUUGCCGAUCGUUUAGCUUCGUGUGGGUGGGUAUAUUGACGUCAGUGGACUGAAACAAACAAAAAGCUACAACAAAUACUUGACAUAUCCGAGCUUUGACAUCUUCAAACUGCAGAACCUACAACAUUUUUGGGAGGAAAUAUCCUUCCUCGACAUACGAAACCUGCAUUUUCCUCGCGUCUGCAACGUUUCACCGCUGUCUUUAUGAUAGCUACUUCUUUAAAUUACUCAAUACUACCACAUAGUACAUCCCUCGCUCUUGCAUACUUUGAGGCCUGCCGAAGCCUAGGCAGUGGACCAAAUUCAACCGCAAAUAAUAGUAGACAGACCACUGGUUGAAUGAAACAAAAAGCAAAAGCUCCAGCUUACUACCAGCGGCUUCCCUCACUCAAAACAAGCUGAGGUACUUACAACUGAGCUCGCCUAUAAUGAGGUUCUACAGACAUAUAGCAUUUUUUAAAUAGCGAACCGCUGCACACGGUCCCGAUUCCCAAGCCGAGGCCGCUGGUAACAACAAGACACGGUCGGAGUUUUAGCUACCGAGAGUAUAGCUUUUAGUGUUUUCAGAUCAAACGAUGAUCAAAUAAGUGGAUCUAUGGACGAUUUGAUGGGCGGUCGAAGAGGUCCAGCGACGCCUUUUUCACAUCAAGAGGCACGCACCUAUCUGCUCAGUGUACCCGUCCUGGCCCCUGUAUGUAUCCCUGUAGCCCACAAGGCAUUGAAAGUCAUCGACGAAAAGGUUGAACAUUUUAACAACAAUUAUCUAAUUCUCCCAAAUUUCAUCAACGACACCGUGGACAAAUUGAAAAGCAUUUCGGACACAGCAAUUCAGGUGUUAAUCUGCAAUAUCCCAGGUGACGAAGAGCAAUUGAGCAGUUGCAUUGAUAACUAUGUAUCAGGCCUGGCACAUCACAAAGUAUUCGGGAGUGUGAAAAGCUUCUGUAGAAAUACGGACGCCGACCUUGAGAGUUUCAGAAUAUAUAAGGUGCAUACUCGCGCCGCUCUUUACAGACGCCUGGAGUUCUUACGCACCUCCCACGUCACCGCCGAGGCGUUAGGAGUUCGUGAAGAGGCUUUCUGCUGUGAACUUCCGCAAGCAAUCGUUGAACUUGCUUCCCUUGACGCAAAGUACACUCCCGUAGACAAACUGUGGUGUCUAAGAUCAACGUUGCGUUCCAUCCAAAUGGAGGUUGAGGAACAUUGCCACCAGUCGGGUGUUCAAAUCUACUACGGCGAAGAUAUGCCCGUUCUGACAAAUGAAAUCCUAAUCUUACUUGUUGUUUUGGUGAUGGCACGAUCAAAGCCGAUGUAUCUUGCCUCGAAUAUCUUCUACAUUGAUCAUUUCUGUGGCGUCAAGGACGAUUUUUCGAGUUUUACAAUAUCCACCUUCAAAGCAGCAUCUGAAUUCGUUCGAAACUUCAACGGAAACGGUCUUGAAGAAGGAUUAAGUCCUAGAAUGCUUAAAAAGGAGUUAUCCCUAGCGGAUCUAAUGGAAGUGACGGCAUCAAUUAACGAGAAUAGCAACAACAACAACAGCAGCAGCAGCAGCAGUGGCUCGCUAGCGGCAGAACCGAAGAAUAAAGACGAAAACGAUAAAAAAGGUAGCCACGUGCAGGAUAGUGGCAAUGGUCAACUUCUGCCCCCCCGAAAACGCUACGAUGAACAUUCAUCACAGCGCAAGGAGCGGCAGCAGUCGCUCUCACGGCCGCAUUUUCAACAGUCACUACGACAGCGAACGUCGCUUAUUAGAGACAACCAUCUCAGGUCAUCGCUGGACUGCGGAAGCGGAGCCGGUGCUGGUAGAUCUGAAGGCGCAUCGUCUUUCGGGGUCGAUCGUAAACUGGAGGAAAUCACUCGUUUGAUUCAACAACAAACGCUGGAUUUCCACUCGAAAGAAGAGGAGCAUCUGAGACGUCUUGAUAAUAGUUACAGCAGUAAAUCAUCUAUUGCCGGCCACUCAUACGGGCUAUCGCCGUCUUCAUCAAGUCUCAACUCUUCAUUCAAUAAGUCUAUUUGUUUUUCUUACGCGAGCGAGCUUUUUGUCGCGGGACCGGGUUACGAGGCACCCAACCUCUUAUUUUCACCUCUGACAUCUCGAAGAAGAUCGUUACGGCAACAGAGGAACUCCUAAUACUAGGAUAAAGUAUCAGCGUUCAAGCUGAUCGACAUUUAUUCGAUAACUAAAGCCUAACUAGCUCCAGGCUCGUUUCUUGUCGUCAUCUCCCCUAUCAAGAGGUGAAUUCCAAAUCUUACGGAACCCUAUUACUUAUGUUUUACAGAGUUGUUACUGUGCAGCUGGCUAUGCGACUGUGUGAGAUCUGCAACAAAGUCCGAGUCGCAGUUAGAUAUUGGUUGGGUGUUAGCCUGGACGCUUAUUGGGCCUAAGCAAUAACUUUUCAUAUAACUUAAUAGUGAAAGAAGAAUAAAACAGAAGUGGGGCAGAAUAAAAAAAUAGUUACUGAAGGAAGGUAAACAAGCCAAUAAACGGGAUGUU
Molecule: messenger RNA, 7616 nt
Organism: Varroa destructor (honeybee mite)
Lineage: Eukaryota; Metazoa; Arthropoda; Arachnida; Mesostigmata; Varroidae
Biological process (GO): early endosome to late endosome transport
Cellular component (GO): tubular endosome; early endosome; late endosome
Molecular function (GO): guanyl-nucleotide exchange factor activity; SNARE binding
Source: RefSeq, a predicted model, not a curated record